Molecule: messenger RNA, 260 nt
Organism: Danio aesculapii
Lineage: Eukaryota; Metazoa; Chordata; Actinopteri; Cypriniformes; Danionidae
Product: capping protein, Arp2/3 and myosin-I linker protein 3-like
Exons: 3
Source: RefSeq, a predicted model, not a curated record
AAUCUGUACCUGUUUCUGGCACAACCGAACUGCCUGGUGCAUUUGGAUCUGUCAGGCACUGACUGUACCGUCGACUCUUUAUUUGGAGCUCUGCUGCGGGGCUGCUGUGCCGAUCUCUCCUACUUGAACCUGUCGAAAAACUCCUUCUCUCACAGGAAAGUGAGAGAGACACUUCCUUCCUUCCGUCAGUUCUUCAGUUCAGCGUUCAGCCUCACUCACAUCAGCCUGGCCUCUAUGAAGAUGCCUCCCGACGUGCUGAG